AUGGGGGCUAUUACUGGUGACUCGGCCAAGGGGCCUCAAGGCAUCGAUCUCUACUCUCGAUUCGCUCUUGCUGGUGCUCUGGGCUGCUCAGUCACACAUGGUGCCUUUACUCCCGUUGAUGUCGUGAAAACCAGGAUUCAGCUCGACCCUGCCACCUACAAUCGUGGCAUGUUUGGCGGUUUCCGCCAGGUUAUUCAGAAUGAGGGCGCGGGUGCUCUCUUGACCGGCUUCGGCCCGACCUUCACCGGCUACUUCAUCCAGGGUGCAUUCAAGUUCGGAGGUUACGAGUUCUUCAAGCAGCAAUCGAUCAACCUCAUCGGUAUCGAGAAAGCCCGCCAAAACCGUACUGCCGUCUACUCUGUCUCGGCCGCCUCUGCCGAGUUCUUUGCUUCAAUCGCUCUUAGUCCCCUUGAGGCAACCCGCAUUCGUCUUGUCUCGACCCCUGGCUUCGCCAACGGACUGGUCGGUGGCUUCAGCAAAAUUCUGAGCCAGGAGGGCGUUGGCGCUUUCUACUCUGGAUUUGUUCCCAUCUUGUUCAAGCAGGUCCCCUACACCAUCACUAAAUUUGUCGCAUUUGAAAAGGUUUCUGAAGCUGUUUUCUCUAAGCUUGACAAGUCUAGUUUGUCCAACGGUGCCCAGACGGCUGUGAACCUUGGUUCCGGUCUGGUUGCUGGUUUUGCCGCUGCUAUUGUUUCUCAACCGGCUGAUACCAUGUUGUCUAAAAUCAACAAGACUAAGGGCCUGCCCGGCGAGAGCACUGUCUCCCGCCUUGUUAAGAUUGCCGCUGAACUUGGUUUCCGCGGCUCUUUCGCUGGUCUGCCUACUCGUCUUUUCAUGGUUGGUGGUCUUACUGCUGGCCAGUUCGCCAUUUAUGGAAGUAUCAAGAAGGCUCUUGGUGCCACCAACGGUGUCGAGAUUGCCAAGUAA
Molecule: messenger RNA, 927 nt
Organism: Colletotrichum truncatum
Lineage: Eukaryota; Fungi; Ascomycota; Sordariomycetes; Glomerellales; Glomerellaceae
Source: RefSeq, a predicted model, not a curated record